AUGUCUCUGCCCGGCCACCUCCUGCCUGCCUUGGUCCUGCUCCUGGCAAGGUCCCCGGGCUGGGCCUGGGUCCCCAGCCGCUGCAGACCCCCCCGCGAGGCCGUGUGCAACUUCGUGUGUGACUGCAGGGGCUGCCCUGACGAGGCCCAGUGCGGUUACCACGGGGCCUCACCCACCCUGGGCGCCCCCUUCACCUGCGACUUCGAGCAGGACUCCUGUGGCUGGCUGGACAUCAGCACCUCAGGCUACCGCUGGCUCCGAGACCGGGCAGGGGCAGCGCCGGAGGGUCCAGGGCCGCGCUCGGACCACACUCUGGGCACUGACCUCGGCUGGUAUGCGGCUGCUGGCACACACCGUGGGAGAGAGGCGGCCACCGCAGUCCUGCGUUCCCCAACCCUGCACGAGGCAGCCCCCUCCUGCGAGCUGAGCCUCUGGUACCACGUGGCCUCUGGAGGUGUGGCCGAGCUGCGGCUGGAGCUGACCCAUGGUGCGGAGACACUGACCCUGUGGCGGAGCUCGGGGCCCUGGGUCCCAGGCUGGCAGGAGCUGGUGGUGCCCACCGGCCGCAUCCAGGGUGACUUCAGGGUGACCUUCUCUGCCACCCGAAACGCCACCCGCAGGGGUGCUGUGGCCUUGGAUGACGUGGCCUUCUGGAGCUGUGGGCUGCCCACCCCGCAGGCGCACUGCCCCCUGGGGCAUCACCAUUGCCAGAACAGGGCCUGCGUGGAGCCCCACCAGCUGUGCGACGGGGAGGACAACUGCGGGGACCGCUCAGACGAGGACGCGCCCCCCUGCAGACACCACACGGCCACCGACUUUGAGAGGGGCCUGGGCCUGUGGAACCACUCAGAGGGCUGGUCCCGGAACCACAGUGUGGGCGGCCCGCAGCACCCUGCCUGGCCGCACCGUGACCACAGCCGGAACAGCGCGCAGGGCUUCUUCCUGGUGUCUGUGGCCGAGUCCAGGGCCCCAGCCAUCCUCUCCAGCCCCGAGUUCCAGGCCUCGGCCCCCAAGAACUGCUCGCUCACCUUCUAUCACUACCUGCACGGGUCUGAGGCCGGCUGCCUCCAGGUGUUCCUGCAGACGCAGAGCCCUGGGGCCCCCCAGCCCACCGUCCUGCUGCGCGGGCGCCACGGGGAACUGGGGGCCGCCUGGGUCCGAGACCGCGUUGACAUCCAGAGCGAGCACCCCUUUCGGAUUCUCCUGGCCGGGCACACGGGCCCGGGGGGCGUCGUGGGCCUGGAUGACCUCAUUCUGUCUGACCACUGCAAGCCAGUCCCAGAGGUGGCGGGCCCACCCCCCGGGCUCUGGGCUCCGGGUCCCUGGUCCCAGGUGUCCAGCCUGCAGCCCUGGAAUUUCUGCGAGCCCGGACAUCUCUUUUGUGGGGACCUGUGUGUUCCCCCGGAGCAGCUGUGUGACUUCCAGCAGCAGUGCCCUGGGGGCGAGGACGAGCAGGAAUGCGGCACCACGGACUUCGAGUCCCCCUCGGCCGGGGGCUGGGAGGAUGCCAGCGUGGGGCGGCUGCAGUGGGUGCGUCUCCCGGCCCGGGACAGCGGGAGCCCUGGCGUGGACGCCGCCGGCGCGGCCGCUGGGCACUUCCUGUCCGUGCAGAGGGCCUGGGGGCAGCUGGCAGAGCAGGCCCGUGUCCUCACACCCACCCUGGGCCCCUCUGGCCCCCGCUGUGCACUCCACAUGGCUUACUAUCUUCAGAGUCACCCCCAAGAGAUCUCCUGUAACUUUGAGCGGGGCACCUGCGGCUGGCACACGGGCCACCUCACAGACGCCCACUGGCACCGGGUCGAGAGCCGUGGCCCUGGGUACGACCACACCACGGGCCGAGGCCACUUCAUGCUCCUCGACCCCACGGAACCCCCAGCCCAGGGCCCCGGUGCCCACCUGCUCACCCAGCCCCAGACACCCGCAGCCGCUCAGGAGUGCCUCUCCUUCUGGUACCACCUCUACGGGCCCCAGACCGGGACUCUGCGCCUGGCGAUGAGGCGAGAAGGGGAGGGAGAAAGGCACCUGUGGUCGCGGUCUGGCACCCACGGCAACCGCUGGCAUGAGGCCCGGGCCACCCUCCACCACCCGCAGGACUCCAGCGCCAAGUACCAACUGCUGUUCGAGGGCCUCCGGGACGGGUACCACGGCACCAUGGCACUGGACGAUGUGGCUGUGCGGCCCGGGCCCUGCUGGGCCCCCAAGCGCUGCUCCUUCGAGGACUCGGCCUGCGGCUUCUCCACGGGGGGCCGGGGCCUCUGGACACGCCAGGCCAACGCCACGGGCCAGGGGGCCUGGGGCCCCCCUGCAGACCACACCACAGAGACGGCUCAGGGGCACUACAUGCUGGUGGACAUGAGCCCGCAGGCCCUGCCCCGUGGCCACGUGGCUUCCCUGAUUUCAGAGGAGCACAGGCCCCUGGCCCAGGCCGCCUGCCUGACCUUCUGGUACCACCUGAGCCUCCGCAACCCAGGCACCCUGAGGGUCCACGUGGAGGAGGCUGAGAGGAGGCAGGUGCUCAGCAUCAGCGCGCACGGAGGGUUUGCCUGGCGCCUGGGCAGCGUGGACUUGCAGGCCGGGCGGGCCUGGAGGGUGGUAUUUGAGGCCGUGGCCGCCGGCGUGGAGCGCUCCUACGUCGCGCUGGACGACCUGCUCCUCCAGGACGGGCCCUGCCCUCGGCCAGCUUCCUGUGACUUUGAGGCUGGUCUGUGUGGCUGGAACCAUCUGCCCUGGCCUGGCCUGGGCCGGUACAGCUGGGACUGGAGCAGUGGAGCCACGCCCUCCCGCUACCCCCAGCCCCCUGUGGACCACACCCUGGGCACAGAGGCAGGCCACUUUGCUCUCUUCGAAACGGGCGUGCUGGGCCCGGGGGGCCGAGCGGCCUGGCUGCGCAGCCAGCCACUGCCCGCCACCGAGGCCUCCUGCCUCCGCUUCUGGUACCACAUGGGCUUUCCUGAGCGUUUCUACAAGGGCGAGCUGAGGGUGCUCCUGAGCAGCGCCCGGGGUCAGCUGGCCGUGUGGGGCGCGGGCGGGCGCCUGCGGCACCAGUGGCUGGAAGGCCAGGUGGAAGUGGCCAGCACCGAGGAGUUCCAGAUCGUGUUUGAAGCCACUCUGGGCGGCCAGCCGGCCCUGGGGCCCAUUGCCCUGGAUGAUGUUGAGUACCUGGCCGGGCAACGUUGCCAGCUGCCUACAGCCAGCCAGGGAAACACAGCAGUGGCCACGUUGGUGCCAGCUGUGGUUGGCGGCACCCUCCUCCUCCUCACGCUGCUGCUGCUGCUGCGUGGACUCGUGGGACGGCGCUGGCCGCAGAAGGGGGGCUGCCCCUCCUGCGGCGAGACGGACACCGCGGCCCCCAGCUUUGACAACAUCCUCUUCAACGCGGACCAUGUCACCCUGCCAGCAUCGGUCACCAACGACCAGUAGGUGACGCAGAGAAGACCCCGGCUCCUCACCUGAGCUCCCUGCCUUGCCCAGCAGCCUGGCCCAGGGACCGACAGCUUCCCCACCCCCCAGGACACGUCGAGUACCUGCAUCCCUCACCCUCACGGGGCUGCACCUACACACCCCAGCAAUAAGUGCCCCGGCCCACAGGGGACACCCCCGCUGGCCAGCCAAGGUUGAGGUCUGCGCGUCCCGCUCUGCCUGUCAGCAGGAAGCAGGGGCUCCUCGGGCGCCCCAGA
Molecule: messenger RNA, 3677 nt
Organism: Kogia breviceps (pygmy sperm whale)
Lineage: Eukaryota; Metazoa; Chordata; Mammalia; Artiodactyla; Physeteridae
Source: RefSeq, a predicted model, not a curated record